Desarmillaria tabescens is the source of this 837-nucleotide messenger RNA. RefSeq lists its product as uncharacterized. NCBI's taxonomy places the organism in Eukaryota, Fungi, Basidiomycota, Agaricomycetes, Agaricales, Physalacriaceae. The coding region runs from base 1 to 837 and encodes 278 amino acids. The transcript is spliced from 3 exons. The record is from RefSeq and is a predicted model, not a curated record. Gene Ontology annotation, molecular function: oxidoreductase activity.
AUGUCUUCUGGUGUCGUUGCCGACCUCUUCUUCAUGCAAUCACCCGCUAAUGGCGAACGGGCAUAUAUCAAAAACAAUGCUGGCCCUGACGCGAGAAACAAUCGAAACUACAUCCUGGAGCCAAAAACCGUGACCGUCGAAAAUUAUCGGACAAAGCUGAACUCAGAAUCCAUUACUCUCGAUACUGCUGGAUUCCAACUCUUCUCCAAUCGUCCCACGCAAUUUAUCAAAGACGGGGAGGUGCAGGUUGAAGGAUACUAUGAUGAGAGCAUCGCGCUUUUGAAGGAGCUCACCGGAGCUAGUAAAGUAGUUAUAUUUGACCAUACUAUACGCCGUCGCCGCCCAGGUGAAUCUGGGGAUAAUCCAGAUAAACGUCAGCCGGCGGCUAUCGCCCAUGUCGACCAAACAUUCAAGGCGACCAUUGCUCGUGUCCAUCGUCACCUUCCCCCGGAAGACGCUCCUGGGCUGUUGGCCAAGCGUUUCCAGAUCAUCAAUCUCUGGAGACCGAUUGAGAACCCAGCGACCGACUGGCCUCUGGCGCUAUGCCAUUUCUCUAGCGUCGACCCAGAGAAGGACGUCGAGCCUAUCGAUUUGAUUUACCCUGACAGAAAGGGAGAGACAUACGGUGUUAAAUACAACGAACAUCAGAGGUGGGGUUACUUUAAGGAUAUGCGCGACCCGAUGAGUUUGUUCUCAUUAAAUGGUUUUAAUGAGUCUGUUCAAGACGGAAGCGUAGCUCUAUACACGCCCCAUACAGCCUUUGCUGAUCCUACCACCCCGGAAGGAACACCGUUCAGACAAUCCAUUGAGAUCAGAGCAUUGGUAUUCUAUGAUUAA